UUGAAAAAAGCAUUAUAAACACAAAACACACACACAUUUUGAGAUAAAAACAGCUUGAUGAACAUAUCAAGACAAAAGUUCACACACCAAACAAAAUAUAUGCCAUGAAAAUGUCACAUUUCAAGAGUCUGACUCGAGUAUUUUUGACAUUUUCUGGUUUAAAAAACAAAAUUCAGGAAUUUGGUGUGCACAGCAACUUACUUUUUAUUUCAGCUGCAUAUAAACAUGCUGAUGGUAAGAAAAUUGAUGGUAGAAGAGUAUUAGUUGAUGUUGAAAGGGGACGAACAGUUAAAGGAUGGACUCCAAGGAGAUUAGGAGGGGGAUUAGGUGGUACCAGAAAAGGUGGACCAGAAGAAAAUACCAGAUUCUCUGGCAGAGAAGGGAGUUACCGUGACGAUCGACGUUCUCGCAGUCGUGAAAGACCACCAGAGCGUGAACGUGAUAACAGACGACGUCGCUCUCGCAGUAGAGAAGACAGACGCAAACGUAAUCCAGGUCGAGAAAGGAGAAGGUCUCGCAGUCGAGAUCGACGCAGGAGUAAAGAACGAGAAGGACCUGAAGUUGAAGAAGAAGAGCCUGGUAGAAAAGAUCGUAAAAGAAGUAGAAGAAGCAGGUCAAGAGAUCGUAAACGAAGCCGAUCCAGAGACAGGAAACGUAGUCGAAGAAGCCGAAGCCGAGACAGGAGAAGAUCUCGAGAGAGAAGAAUCAAAGAUGAACCCGAUGAUGGCUUUGAUCCUAAUGUUAGAAUUAAGGAAGAGAAGACUCAAGAUGAUUAUAGAUAUGGACGUUUACAGAAUGAUUCUAAUGAAGAGGCUGAAGAUCGCAAGAACUUUGAUCCAGCUCUGGUAAAACACGAAGAUGGUGAAGAAGAUGGAGAAGAGAAUGGUAAUGAUGAUGAAGGAGAUUACGAAGAAGAAGAGUAUUAUAAUGCUCAUCCUAGUGAUGUGAAAAAGGAGGAAAUUCCAUCUGAUGAUAGAUAUUAAGGGAACUGACUUUUUUUUCGUUUGCUAGAUAGAAAUGAUUUUGCUAAAAGAGACAUUUUCAAUAUUAAGAGACAUCUGCAUUGAGAUCAAUAAAGAUCAGCUAAGAUUUUAACUUUAUGUUUUAAAUAUAUUUUUGCAAAAUUUCAUGGAACCUUGGUACUAUAGUUGUGUGCUUCUUUUUUGUGUAUGUGUCUCAGCCAAUUUGUAGAUAGAAAUUGUAUAUUUUAAUCAUAGUCAAGUGAAAAAACUAUAUGUAGCCUUUCUGUAAUUUUUUUCCAAUUGAAUCAAUCAAAAUGAAUAGAAUUAAAAUAGCACUUUGUUGUCAUCUUCCGCUUAAAGGCAAAGAAGUUGCUCUAGAAUGUAUGAAGAUUUCUAAAUGUUAUUGCUAUAUUAAGUAUUCACAUUGGCAAUUAACCCUAUGUCAGUCAUCUUGUUGCCUAAUACUAGUAUGAACACCACUUAAAAAGAUCCUGGAAUCAUCCAACAACAAAGGGUUAACUAAAUUGUGUGUUUCUAUCAAAGAAUUAGUUUUAUUUCAUCAUUAUGUACAUUUUUUGUAGUCAUUUUUAGUCAUCAUCAUAUUUGUAUUUUAUUGUCAUCAUUAAUCAUCAUCAUCAUCAUUAUUAUGUUUUCAGUGUUCACUUUAAUUAUGGAUCAUAAAUGAAGUCAAUUUGAAUUUUAUCUGAGCAGAUCUGUUGAGUUAUGCUUUCUAAAAAAAAACCUUAUUUACACAAUUUGGCAAUUAAAAGUUUUUAUGAAAAUGGGGCUUAAUACUGAAUUUUAGUUGAAGAAAAAAAUUAAAUUUGGAUUUGAAUAUAAUUUGCAAUCAAUUUUCAUGUUUUGAAGAUUUUUAUGAAAUUUAAACUUGAUUAUAAUGCAUCUUUAAAAUCAGAAAUCAGGAAUUAAUAAUCAAAUAAUUAUUGAUCAUUAUGAAAAUUAUCCAGAUGCUCUUGAAUAUCUCCUUUUCAUAAUCAAAGUAUUAUUUUACUUGGCUUCUAUUCAACAUGUUAUCAUUACAUUGUCUGUUAUUAAUCAUAUCAUUAGACACAUAAAAAUAUAACAUGAUUGACAUAAAGCACACGUUAAAGGAAAUAAGGCUAAUUUUCUAGGUUUCUCACUUUGCUAGUCAGAUUUGUUUUCGAAUUAAAGCUAGUCCAAAAAGAAUCACUUCUAGUAUUUUGUAAUUUGGACUAAUUUUUAUACUGAAUGAAAUUUGAAUGGCAGGAGGUGUAUCCCUCCUUUUAGCUUUUGACAAAAAAAAAUAACCCUUAACCCUCUAUUCUAUGCAUUCAUUAUAAUGAGAUGUCAUGGGCUUUUGUCGUGAUCAGUCAAAGAAUAAAAAAAAAAAAUGAAACAUUACUUUGACAUUUCAGUAGAAUGUAUAAGGUAUUAAGGGAUGAAGGCCGACACCGGACUGACUCUCGGAAGCAGAAGUACAGGAAUAGACAUUGCCAGACGUAGGAAGGUCUUAUUAUCAAUUUUCCUUGUAUUGUUUAUGUAAAGAAGUCAUGUUGCUAGUACCGAUCCAAUCACUAUGUCUGCUGUUAUAUUUAUUGUUAUCAUAUUUUGUGUCUGCUUAAUUAAAUAUAUCAACACUGAA
Molecule: messenger RNA, 2583 nt
Organism: Lottia gigantea (owl limpet)
Lineage: Eukaryota; Metazoa; Mollusca; Gastropoda; Lottiidae
Exons: 6
Coding region: 105-983 (292 amino acids)
Biological process (GO): mRNA splicing, via spliceosome
Cellular component (GO): U1 snRNP; precatalytic spliceosome; U2-type prespliceosome
Molecular function (GO): mRNA binding; U1 snRNA binding
Source: RefSeq, a predicted model, not a curated record